ACACACUCAAUAGUACGCAGAUGGAUCGUGAAAAUUCUCAGAAUCCCUAUGAGGCACAGUGCAAUCAGGCCCAAUGCAGUCGCUCCCAGAAUUCACAGUCGGCCAGGGAUGAAGUGUCUUUUGGUACCCCUCAGCAGCAGCAUAGGCAGCAGCAGUCAAUCUAUGACUUUGUGGACAAUCAGGCACAGUCGGCCAGGGAGGCACUGUCUUUGGGUAUCCCGCAGCAGCAGCAAAGUCAGCAGCAGUCAGUUUAUGAAUUGUUUGGCAACAAUGAGACCAUUGACAGAUCUGAACGCGAUCUCAGUAGCAUGAUGGUGGGUCCUGGAAAUUCUCGGAAACCCUGUAGUGCACGGUGCAAUCGUGCCCUAUGUAAUUGCUGCCAGCAGACAAAGUCGGCCCAGUAUGCAGAGGAAAGUUAUGCCUUCUUUCACAACGAUGAGACCACCGUUGGAUUUGAGCCUGAUAUCAAGAGCACGACUAUUGAUAGAGAGAGUUCCGACGAAGCCUGUAUGCCACAUUGCACUGACAGCUGUAGCCGCCCGUCGCAUUCAAUGCGAGGAUUAACGCCACCAAAGUAUGAUUCGGGAAACCAGCAGUCACUACCGCCCCAGAGGUCUGAAACGCAGCAGAGUCAAUAUUCAAGAAUUCAAUUCUCAACUUGUCCACCUAUGAGCCAUACGUCGCGCAGUCAGUCAUUCCAAAGAGGUAACGCCCAGAGGCCAGAUCGCCAGCAGAUUCAACAUGAGUCAGAGGAAUUCAAGGAUAUUGAACCGUUUGAAGAACCAACGAGCAAUCAUUCGAUCCAGACUUUUCAAACACCGACACCAUCCUGUUGUCGGAAGGCCAUGAAUCAGAGUCCCAUGAAUCAGAGUCAGGAAACUAUGACUACACGACAGUGUUACAGUACGCCAUAUAAAGAGAAUACACCCGCUAAGCCGGAAAGACCUUAUUGCAUGGCAAAUGCAAAACUAACACUCCGAUACGGCGAUCCAUCCAAUAGUCAGGUUAACACGAGAACGCCAGUUGGACACAGUACCCUGUAUCAUAGCAAUGCACCAACAAAUGGAGAUAGUAAUGCAUCGCUACCAAUCAGAUAUGUCGAUCAAUCCAGUGAAGAGGAAUGCACGAGCUCGGCAUAUGCACAAAAUGCACGUCAUCCAAAGCAAGUGUCAUAUGGCCGUCAGAAGCUCUCCCUUGACUUUUCCCAGACGAUCUACGGAACGUCUAGUUCGGAUGAGAAUUGCAUGUGCAGCCGCCCUAAAACGGCAGAGGAAGCGUUGGCUAGCCGCACCAAAGCCGUGUUCUUCCGUGCCAUGGUCAAGGAGAACUGUUGUAACGAUGUGAUAGAGCAGACUCUCAAUGGGAGCGAGAACUUUAACGAAUAUGCCUUUCAAAUCGCCUUCGCCGGUCUAAUACCUGAGAAGCUGGGUUGCGUCGAUCCCAUCACCAUGCUGGAGGCAAUCAAGUUACGAAUCGAUUACGAAUGGAAGGCAAUUCGCAAUAAUUAUGAGAGAAAAGAAAACUUAAUCAAAACGGAAACAUCUGCACGGGAUAGAAGUCGAGAUCGGUACAAAGAUCAUUCCAAAGAUCAUUCCAAAGAUCGUUCCAAAGAUCGUUCCAAAGAUCGGUGCAAAGAUAUUAAUGAUGGCUCGAGCAGCCAGGAGACCACCCAGCAGCAAGUGAUCCCCAACGAAGAUAUUAAAGAUCACUUCAUGCCGAAGAACCAAUAUGAAGUCAAUCAGGGCAUAUGCGCCUACCUCAAGGCCGAGAACGAAUAUCGCGGUUUGCAUUCAGAUUCGAUAGAAGCUGAUUUUAAUGUGAAUGUCAAUGCAUUUGAGUCAAAUUUUUUUAAUAAUAACAUCCGCAUGAAUGUUUAUUCGGCCACAACGGAUCCGAAGCCAUAGGAUAGAAUCUGUCCCCUAAAGACUGGAUCUACCAAAAUGAGCUCUUUUACGAGUAGCGAACAAAGGAGCCAGCGAUGGUAGUGCUGGUUUAUUCCUGACACAAGAUCGAUUGGACUGGACAGACAAAAAAAGGAACUACUAGGAUGGACUACAUAUGCAAAAAGGUGCAGAACAUGCUGAGUAACACCUGAACAAACCCUGUUAUGCUGCUGCGUAGAUGUAAAUACAACAGCUGUUUACCCACCAUGUUCACCUGGGCGCAAUACAGAAUCGUAGAGACUGACCAUAUCUUCUGUAAUAUGUCACUUGUUCAAUAAUAACACGGGCACGUCUGAGCCGUUUGA
Drosophila persimilis is the source of this 2248-nucleotide messenger RNA. RefSeq lists its product as uncharacterized. NCBI's taxonomy places the organism in Eukaryota, Metazoa, Arthropoda, Insecta, Diptera, Drosophilidae. The transcript has 10 exons. The record is from RefSeq and is a predicted model, not a curated record. The coding region runs from base 21 to 1904 and encodes 627 amino acids.